Messenger RNA from Verticillium alfalfae VaMs.102, 1374 nucleotides. RefSeq lists its product as hypothetical. Gene Ontology annotation, molecular function: phosphatase activity. Bases 1 to 1374 code for a protein of 457 amino acids. Lineage: Eukaryota; Fungi; Ascomycota; Sordariomycetes; Glomerellales; Plectosphaerellaceae. The transcript has 3 exons. Gene Ontology annotation, biological process: dephosphorylation. The record is from RefSeq and is a predicted model, not a curated record.
AUGUACACACAGCUCAUUGCCGCCGUUGCUUGGUUGGCCAGCACAGCCACAGCUGAGACCGUCCACGGUGCAGUGGUUUUCAGUCGUCAUGGAGAUCGCACGACCAAGUGGUACGGCGCUCAAAGGCUUACCAGCCUUGGUGCGUCACAAAACUUUCAAGUCGGCAGCGAGUACAGAGCCCGUUACCUGGAUGCUAGCUCGUCCAGCCAAAUCCUCGGCGUCUCUGCGGACCAAUAUCCACGGCGUUCCUCCAGGGCCUCUAUCCUCCCUCUGCUUGACCUUGCCCCGGCGAUUGCCACUCAAACUCUUAACAACGGCACGAACAGCACGAGUCCUCUCGAUGGCUACCAGUACGUCCUGCUGCACGGCGUUGCCGACAACUCGCCCGACACAAUCUGGAUCAAGGGUGACGACGCCUGCCCGGCUUACGUGAAUGCAUCCAAGUCGUUCAAGACGAGCGAGCUUUUCACAGAGCGUGUUGAGGCUACGCGUGAUUUCUACGGGGGCUUCUACGACGUCCUGAGCGAGGGUGUCUACAACCUCAAGCCCGAGAAUAUGACCUACGCCAAAGCCUACGAUAUCUUUGACCUCAUCAAUGUUGCGCGCAUCCACAACAUGACCUCAGCUGCUCGCAAUGUUUCAGACGAGGAUCUCUUCCAACUCCGCACCCUUGCCGAUUCGGCGGAGCAUGGCCUCAACUGGAACGAGUCGCAGCCCAUGCGCGCUCUGGGUGCGGAGACACUUUCGGGUGCAGUUCUCUCGCAACUGAACCAGACUGUUGCGUCCAAGGGAAAGCUAAAGUUCUCCUUCCUGGCCGGAAGUUAUGACACUUUUCUUGCUUUCUUUGGUCUAGCCGGCUUGCUCGAGGUUUCUGAUAACUUUUACGGCCUGCCAGAAUACGCUUCCACCAUGUCGUUUGAGCUGUUCAGCGACGACGCUCAGGAAUUUCCUGCGAACCCGGAUGAAGAUCUCCGCGUGCGCUGGCUGUUCAAGAAUGGCACUGAUGGCGAUCUGACUGCCUUUCCUCUGUAUGGCACUGGCGAGGACUCCCUUCCUUGGUCGCGCUUUGUCUCCGAGACGCGAAAGCGCGCCAUCAGCGAUGUUGGUACUUGGUGCAACAAGUGCUCAGCUGCUGAAGACUUUUGCGCCGCCUACGAGGAUGAUGCCAGUUCGCAGAGCGAGGGCAGCGACAACAAUGGAAGCGGAGGCAUGUCGAACGCUGUUGCUGGGGUUAUCGGAGCCGUUGUAGCGCUGACCAUCGCAGGCCUGGCGGCUGCUAUCUUAUUUUUCCUUCGUAGGCGCAAGGGCUCCGUUGCUUCCAGCAAGGAUAGCGUGAAAAGCGUCGCUACCGACGCGAGCCGGACCAAGGUUUGA